AUGUCACGAUGCAUGUAUUGCUUUUUCGCAAAAGUAGGUCAAGACCGCAUCUCCUUUUGUAUUUUUUAUAUCGGGGUUUGGCUGACUCGUGGUUUCCCCGCAGAGACCUGUGCAGUGAACAACGGCGGCUGUGACAGCACGUGUCAUGACUCCGUGACAGGAGUCCGCUGCAGCUGUCCUGUUGGCUUCACUCUGCAGCCGGACCGCAAGACCUGCAAAGACAUUGACGAGUGCCGUCUGAACAAUGGGGGGUGUGAUCAUGUGUGCCGGAACACAGUGGGAAGUUUUGAGUGCAGCUGCAAGAAAGGCUACAAGCUGCUAACCAAUGAGAGGACGUGUCAAGAUAUCGACGAGUGCUCUUUCGACCGAGCUUGCGACCACUUCUGUGUCAACUCUGCGGGCAGUUUCCAGUGUCUGUGUCAUAAAGGCUACGUCCUCUACGGCCUGGCACACUGUGGAGAUAUUAAUGAGUGCAGUAUAAAUCGCGGGGGCUGUAAGUAUGGCUGCACCAACACUCUGGGGAGCUACGAGUGUACCUGUCCGCCGGGGUUCAAGCUCCACUGGAACAAGAAGGACUGCAUCGGUAUGGCCCUCUGUCUGCAGCCCGCCAUUCAGAGUGGCUUAUAUUUUCUAUCAGAGCUGGUGAAAUGUACUCCGGGACUGGUUGCACCAAAGGCCACGCUGACCUGCAGCAAGACGGGAAAAAAGGAGAGCUGCUCCCUGACCUGUGCUUCCAAGGCCCACUACCUAGCAGAGUCCGACAACAGCUACUCAGUGAGUUGUGGAAUCCCUGUUCUGAGAGGAAAGUCCCCCGCCCGGCUGAACUCCAGCAGCAGUCAGAGCUGCAUAGAGACUUUGGCGCCGCCAGUGAAGCAGACAGCGUCUUUCAAGAUUAAAAACGCUAAAUGUCACCUACACCCGAAGCUGAACGGCAGGACGGAGGACAAGGGGCGCACGCUAGGACCAGGAGGGGGGCAGCCUUGCAGCAACUGCCUGGUAACAUUUGUCAACCUCAAAUGUGACUCCUCCAAGAGAGCCAAAGGGAGACGUGCACGAAACCCCUCUAACAAAGAGGUAACGCGCAUUACUCUGGAGCUGGAAGCCGAAGUCAAACCCGGAGACACCACAGGGAGCUGCAACCUGAGCUGCCUGCGCCAGCGCAUGGAGAAGCAAGUCAAGACCUAUAUUAAGGCUUUAAAGAAGUCCAUCAACCAGGAGCGCUUCCUGAUUCGAGUGGCCGGUUUAGAGUACGAGGUGGCUCAGAAGCUGCCCCAGGCCGCCCCCAUCCAGGAGAACUGUGGGCCCGGCUCGGAGAGGGACAGCGGACGAUGUGUUAGAUGUUUGCCGGGGUCCUACUACCACGGGGAGCAGGAGCGCUGCGUCCAGUGUCCGCCCGGGACCUUCCAGGAGAGAGAGGGGCAGCUGGCCUGCGACCUCUGUCCGGGCAGCGACGGCCACGGCCCCACCGGGGCCCGCAACAUCUCCUCCUGCGCCGGCCAGUGUCCAACAGGAUACUUCUCCAGCGAUGGUUUCAAACCCUGUCAGCCCUGCCCUCAGGGCACCUAUCAGCCGGACCUGGGCCGGACCCUGUGCUUCCCCUGUGGGGGGGGGCUGAGCACCAAGCGGGAAGGUGCCAGUUCCUUCCAUGACUGCGAAGUCAAAGUUCAGUGUUCUCCAGGUCAUUACUACAACACCACAGUCCAUCGGUGCAUCCGCUGCCCGGUGGGCACCUAUCAGACAGAGUUUAGACAAAACUACUGCAUUUCUUGCCCGGGAAACACCACCACAGAUUUCGAUGGCGCUACAAGUGUCUCGCAGUGCAAGAACAGGCACUGCGGUGGUGAGAUGGGCGAGUUCAUGGGUUACAUCGAGUCGCCCAACUAUCCCGGCAACUACCCUGCAAACGUGGAGUGCACUUGGAACAUCAACCCCCCCAGCAAACGCAAAAUCCUAAUCGUGGUCCCGGAGAUUUUCCUGCCAUCAGAGGACGAAUGCGGAGACGUGCUGGUGAUGAGGAAGAACUGGUCAGCUACGUCCAUCACUACCUACGAGACGUGUCAGACGUACGAGCGGCCCAUAGCCUUCACAGCCCGCUCCAGACGCCUGUGGAUCAACUUCAAGUCAAACGAGGCCAACAGCGCCAGAGGCUUCCAGAUCCCCUACGUUACUUAUGACGAGGACUAUGAGCAGCUCGUGGAGGACAUAGUGAGGGAUGGAAGGCUCUACGCUUCAGAAAACCAUCAAGAAAUCCUCAAGGAUAAAAAACUGAUUAAGACUCUUUUCGAUGUGCUGGCCCACCCAAACAACUACUUUAAGUACACCACUCGGGAGUCCAACGAGAUGCUUCCCCGCUCCUUCAUUCGUCUCAUAAGCAGCAAAGUGUCUGCUUUCCUGCGGCCCUACAAGUAA
Menidia menidia (Atlantic silverside) is the source of this 2409-nucleotide messenger RNA. Lineage: Eukaryota; Metazoa; Chordata; Actinopteri; Atheriniformes; Atherinopsidae. The record is from the annotation of a GenBank genome assembly.